This is a messenger RNA of Gadus morhua (Atlantic cod), 1221 nucleotides long. RefSeq names its product stomatin (EPB72)-like 3a (gene stoml3a). Bases 68 to 901 code for a protein of 277 amino acids. The record is from RefSeq and is a predicted model, not a curated record. Gene Ontology annotation, cellular component: plasma membrane. The transcript is spliced from 7 exons. Lineage: Eukaryota; Metazoa; Chordata; Actinopteri; Gadiformes; Gadidae.
AGAGAACUGGCAGGUAAAUUAAUCCCAACACACCUCUCUGCUCACUCCGACCACAAGCACAACGGAAAUGGUAAACAAGGUGGAUAUCAGCCCAGAGCUAUACGAUGAAGAUGCAUCCUCCGGGUCUCUGGGAUGUUUCGGUUGGUGUCUGUACCUUACAUCUAUGUUUUUCGUGCUCGCCACAUUCCCUGUUUCAAUAUUCAAGUGUGUUACGAUAGUGCAGGAGUACGAGCGAGCCGUACUUUUCCGUCUCGGUCGCAUAGUGGACAAGAAGCCAAAGGGACCAGGGCUGUUCUUCGUCAAUCCAUGCACAGACAAGUUCACCAAGGUGGACCUAAGAACUGUCUCCUAUGACAUCCCUCCACAAGAGAUUCUGACCAAAGACUCUGUGACCGUGUCUGUGGACGGAGUGGUCUACUACCGGGUCCACUGCCCCAUGUUGUCCGUGACCAAUGUGAAGGAUGCGCACCACGCCACAAAGCUGCUGGCCCAGACCACCUUGAGGAAUAUCCUGGGGACCAAGAAACUGGCGGAACUCCUGUCGGACCGCGAGGGCAUAUCACACGACAUGCAGGGGUCCCUGGACGAAGCGGCACACCAAUGGGGCAUCAAGGUGGAGCGGGUGGAGAUUAAGGAUGUCAAGCUGCCCCACCAGCUGCAGCGGGCCAUGGCAGCGGAGGCAGAGGCCAGCCGCGAGGCCAGAGCUAAGGUGAUCGCAGCAGAGGGGGAGAUGAACGCGUCGCGUGCCCUCAAAGAAGCGUCGCUGGUCAUGGCCGAGGCCCCGGGCGCCCUGCAGCUGCGCUACCUGCAGACCCUGAACAGCAUCGCGGCCGAGAAGAACUCCACCAUCAUCUUCCCCCUGCCCAUUGACGUCAUGGCGCACUUCAUGAACAGGAAGUGAAGCUGCGUAUCAUCGUGUUAAUGGUGACACGUUAUACCACCAGGCCUGAGGGGGAUUAGCCGUUACAAGCCGUUUUGCAAAAUCUGCCUCUUCUGACAUCACAAGUGGGCGUGUCCACCGCCCACUUGUGAUGUCAGACGAGGCAGAUUUUCAAAACGCUUUGUAACGGCUAAUCACAGUCACACCUGGUUGUAUAAUAUGUCAGCUUAAUUAUUUAACAAGCUACGCUUAGUGUUUUGUAGCUUGAAUGUGAGUCUGUUGAAUCGUAAGACGCUUAUCAUUUCCUUAAACCUGCUGAUAUUCUUAGCUGUGCCACUUUU